CCUUUAUCAAAUGACAAAUGGCCACAUGGCAUCGGAAAAAGAAAAGUUGAACACCAAUGACUUCCGGUUAGCUGUGUUUUGAAUUAUUUUGAAAGCUUGAGCGGAGACUUGGCAAGUUUAAGCCCUACGUUAUGUCCACGCUGUUCCCCUCCCUGUUCCCUCGGAUCACGGAAUCACUAUGGUUCAACCUGGACCGACCCUGUGUGGACGAGACCGAGCUGCACCAGCAGGAGCAGCAGCACCAAACUUGGCUGCAGAGUAUUGCUGAGAAAGACAACAACCUGAUGCCUAUUGGGAAACCAAUUUUUGAUGUGUCGGCAGGGUAUGAUGAAGAGGAAGAAGAGGAUGAUGAGGAUGAAGAGGACAGUGAGGAAGACUCAGAAGAUGAGGAGGACAUGCAGGACAUGGAUGAAAUGAAUGACUACAAUGAAUCACCUGAUGAUGGGGAAAUCAAUGAGGUUGACAUGGAGGGGCCAGACCAAGACCAAGAUCAAUGGAUGAUUUAAGGCAAAAGACAAUACCAGUCGACAUGAAGUUGGCUGGUAGGAGACGUUCUGCUCCCCACGUAAAUGCUGUCCCUUCAGUCUUGGAUAUGAAUAUAUUUUUUUAUUCGUGUGAACAGGACAAGAGGAAACUAGAAUCAAAGUGUGUUACAAACACAUGCUUCAGACGGAGGUGAGCUUGAGGGCUCUGCACAUUUUUGGACGUAGCUGAGUGUUGGUACCUUAACAUAAUCACCCUGUUCCAAGUGGUGCAGUUGAAAGUAGUGGUGACACAGAUAAACAUUCUGGCACCUAUGCAGUUGUUUGUUUUAUUUUUCUUUGCACAACAUCUGGUUCUAUGAUGGACACAUACUCAAGAGCCAGAGCCCGCUGAUAUGUAACCAGUCAAACACUUGUACACAACCAGUAUCAGCAGACUUCAGUCCACUUAUCAAUCAUUUAAAUUUUAACCAUGUCAUAUCUCGAGUCAUGUGCCACCUCUCAGAGUGUCUUCAAACAGCUGACAGAGCACAGGCAACCGUUCAGUCAGCUAAAUAAUUUGUAACCUAUAAAGGAGACUCACAGAAACUUCACCAUUUAAUCAAAGUUUGACUCAUAGCAGUGUUUAAUCCUGCAAGUCUUUUGUUACAAACAUCAUUUUUAAACUUUGCAAAAUGUUAUUAUGUUCAAGUAAUAUUUUUAAUAUUUUUUAACAAUGUAAGUGAAAGUAAAAGCAGCCAUUUCUACUGAACAAUGUACAUUGAAAUGUGAAUACAGCACUAUAUCCAUCUUCUCUUCUCAUGUUUAAGUUAACGGUUUACUAACCAGAGCUUGAAUAAUUUAUAUUGAAUUGAACAAUUAAAUACUUUUGAUGAAACCUUA
Molecule: messenger RNA, 1364 nt
Organism: Notolabrus celidotus (New Zealand spotty)
Lineage: Eukaryota; Metazoa; Chordata; Actinopteri; Labriformes; Labridae
Gene: anapc15
Product: anaphase promoting complex subunit 15
Exons: 5
Coding region: 132-506 (124 amino acids)
Biological process (GO): regulation of mitotic cell cycle spindle assembly checkpoint
Cellular component (GO): anaphase-promoting complex
Source: RefSeq, a predicted model, not a curated record